Molecule: messenger RNA, 2016 nt
Organism: Eurypyga helias (sunbittern)
Lineage: Eukaryota; Metazoa; Chordata; Aves; Eurypygiformes; Eurypygidae
Gene: SLC6A1
Product: solute carrier family 6 (neurotransmitter transporter), member 1
Exons: 14
Coding region: 116-1912 (598 amino acids)
Biological process (GO): sodium ion transmembrane transport; neurotransmitter transport
Cellular component (GO): plasma membrane; axon; cell surface
Molecular function (GO): gamma-aminobutyric acid:sodium:chloride symporter activity
Source: RefSeq, a predicted model, not a curated record
ACGCCGUGCCCACCCGCUUGGGUCUCCGCGAGCCGCAAAGCUGCUGUCCACGUGGACUGGUGCUGAAAUCUCGCGUCCGGCUGCGGCCAGAGCCUCUCCAGCAAAACCCAGAGACAUGGCGACGAACGGGACAAAAGUGGCAGAUGGACAGAUCUCCACAGAGGUCGAUGCUUCAAUCACCAACGACAAGCCUAAAACCUUGGUUGUAAAAGUGCAGAAGAAGAAGACGGAUCUUCCAGACCGAGAUACUUGGAAAGGAAAAUUUGACUUUCUUAUGUCCUGUGUAGGUUAUGCUAUUGGCUUAGGGAACGUGUGGCGAUUUCCAUACCUUUGUGGCAAGAAUGGUGGAGGUGCAUUCCUGAUUCCCUAUUUCCUUACUCUAAUUUUUGCUGGAGUGCCACUUUUCCUUUUGGAGUGUUCCCUUGGUCAGUAUACAUCUAUAGGAGGCCUUGGAGUAUGGAAGCUUGCUCCAAUGUUCAAAGGUGUGGGACUAGCUGCUGCAGUCCUUUCCUUUUGGCUAAAUAUUUACUACAUUGUGAUUAUUUCGUGGGCCAUAUACUACCUGUAUAAUUCCUUUACCACUACUCUUCCUUGGAAACACUGUGAGAACUCAUGGAACACUGACCGCUGCUUCUCCAAUUAUACCUUAGCAAACACCACCAACAUGACAAGUGCCGUGGUCGAAUUCUGGGAACGCAAUAUGCACCAAAUGACUGAUGGAUUGGAAAAACCGGGACAAAUCCGAUGGCCGCUAGCAAUUACUCUAGCAAUUGCCUGGAUUCUGGUGUAUUUUUGUAUCUGGAAGGGGGUAGGCUGGACCGGAAAGGUGGUAUAUUUCUCUGCUACUUAUCCCUAUGUUAUGCUGCUUAUCUUGUUCUUCCGUGGUGUAACACUGCCUGGAGCAAAGGAAGGCAUUUUAUUCUAUAUAACUCCCAACUUCAGUAAGCUUUCAGACUCUGAGGUUUGGCUGGAUGCUGCCACACAGAUUUUCUUCUCCUAUGGUUUGGGUCUUGGUUCACUGAUUGCCCUUGGAAGUUACAACCCUUUCCACAAUAAUGUUUACAGGGACUCCAUCAUAGUGUGCUGCAUAAACUCAUGCACGAGCAUGUUUGCUGGCUUUGUCAUCUUCUCCAUUGUUGGAUUCAUGGCUAAUGUCACAAAGAGGCCUAUUGCAGAUGUUGCAGCAUCAGGCCCUGGACUGGCAUUUCUAGCUUACCCAGAAGCAGUGACACAGUUACCAAUUUCUCCUUUGUGGGCAAUACUGUUCUUCUCCAUGUUGCUUAUGCUCGGAAUUGACAGUCAGUUCUGCACUGUGGAAGGAUUUAUAACAGCUUUGGUGGAUGAAUUUCCGAAGUUACUGCGCAAUCGAAGAGAAAUCUUCAUUGCUGUUGUAUGCAUUGUUUCCUAUCUGAUAGGGCUGUCCAAUAUUACUCAGGGUGGAAUCUAUGUGUUUAAGCUUUUUGACUACUACUCUGCCAGUGGAAUGAGCCUCUUGUUCCUUGUAUUCUUUGAAUGCAUCUCGAUAUCCUGGUGCUAUGGUGUUAAUAGAUUUUAUGACAACAUCCAAGAGAUGGUGGGAUACAGACCCUGCAUCUGGUGGAAACUCUGCUGGUCGUUUUUCACUCCUAUUAUUGUGGCAGGAGUAUUUAUCUUCAGUGCUGUCCAAAUGACUCCGCUCACAAUGGGAAGUUACGUUUUCCCAAAAUGGGGCCAAGGGGUUGGCUGGUUCAUGGCUUUGUCUUCUAUGGUGCUGAUACCAGGCUAUAUGGCAUAUAUGUUUCUAACACUGAAAGGCUCCUUAAAACAGCGCAUCCAAGUAAUGAUUCAGCCAAGUGAAGACAUCGCCCACCCUGAAAAUGGGCCAGACCAGGCCCAACAGAGCAACUCUGCAAACAAAGAAGCCUACAUCUAAACUUCGGUAUUGUAGAAGUACCAAUACUGCUCCAGAAAAACAAAAAAUAUGGUUGAAUAUGACCACAAAUUUAUGUCUGAGAAUAUAAUUACCUACCUCUAGUG